Messenger RNA from Vigna angularis (adzuki bean), 768 nucleotides. RefSeq names its product proline-rich receptor-like protein kinase PERK9. The record is from RefSeq and is a predicted model, not a curated record. Bases 1 to 768 code for a protein of 255 amino acids. The transcript has a single exon. NCBI's taxonomy places the organism in Eukaryota, Viridiplantae, Streptophyta, Magnoliopsida, Fabales, Fabaceae.
AUGAUCCUGGUGGUGGUGACGAUCCUGGUGGUGGUGAUCCAUGGCGACCAACACUCCUACUCGCAAAACGCACCUCCAACGCGUCCUUCCCCUUCGUUUGCUCCUAGUGGUGGUGACGAUCCUGGUGGUGACGAUUCUUCCCCUUCGUUUGCUCCUCCAACGCGUCCUUCCUACCAAAAGAUCUCCAAACCCAUCAUUAAAAAACCCACCUUUGAUCAUCCUCACCCUCAGCCACCGCCACCGUCACAGACCCAGCCACCGCCACCGCCACCGUCAAGCCCCAGCCACCGCCAUCGCCACAGCCCCAGCCCCCACCCCAGCCACAAGCCCAACCUCAUAACCCAAACCCACAACAGUCGCAUGCCCAGCAGAACCUGCGCACGACCAAAUCUCAACGCCUCCUCCCAUUCAACAGCCCAAGCCUCCCAGGUCGCGCCUCUAGUGGAUUCGCCCUCCUUCCUCGACGCCCGUCUCGCUCUCGCUCUCGGUCUCGCUCUCACUCUCGGUCUCGCUCUCGCUCACCGCUCUCGCUCUCGCUCUCACUCACCGCUCUCGCUCCUCUCGCUCUCGCUCGCUCUCGCUCGCUCUCGCUCUCGCUCUCACUCAACCGCAGCGGCGACGACGAGUGGCUCACCGCUCUCGCUCAACCCGCGUCCUCAAAGGAGAUUGGGUUGCCGCGGCCUCAAGGGACUUGUGAUGAUUGGAGGAGGAGGACAAUUGCAGUGGAGAGGAAAUGGGAUGGGUAGGAAUGAAACGUUUAGGGUUUAG